Sciurus carolinensis (gray squirrel) is the source of this 834-nucleotide messenger RNA. Its product is annotated as HLA class II histocompatibility antigen, DP beta 1 chain-like. Gene Ontology annotation, molecular function: MHC class II protein complex binding. Bases 25 to 834 code for a protein of 269 amino acids. Lineage: Eukaryota; Metazoa; Chordata; Mammalia; Rodentia; Sciuridae. Gene Ontology annotation, cellular component: membrane; MHC class II protein complex. The record is from RefSeq and is a predicted model, not a curated record. The transcript is spliced from 4 exons. Gene Ontology annotation, biological process: immune response; peptide antigen assembly with MHC class II protein complex; positive regulation of T cell activation.
UCACCAGCCUUUUCUAGCUCCGUGAUGGUCCUGCAGGUCUCUGAGGCUUCCUGGACAACAGCUCUAAUGGUGUUACUGAUGGUACUGUUCAACCCUGUGGUCCAGGGUAUGGCCACUCCAGAGAACUACGUCUACCAGGCACGGCAGGACUGCUACUUCGUCAACGGGACGCAUCGGUUCGUGGAGAGAUACGUCUACAACCGGGAGGAGUAUGUGCGCUUCGACAGCGACGUGGGGGAGUACCGCGCGGUGACCGAGCUGGGGCGGCCGGAAGCCGAGUACUGGAACAGCCAGGAGGACGCCCUGGAGCAGGAGCGGGCCAAGGUGGACACCUGCAGACACAACUACGAGACCAUCGAGCGCUUCACGGUGCAGCGCCGAGUCCAGCCUAAAGUACAAGUAUCACCCUUCAAGAAGGGGACUCUGCAGCACCACAACCUGCUUGUCUGCCACGUGACAGAUUUCUACCCAGGCAACAUUAAAGUCCGAUGGUUCCUGAAUGGACAGGAGGAAAUAACUGGGGUUGUUUCCACCAACCUGAUCCGAAAUGGAGACUGGACCUUCCAGAUCCUGGUGAUGCUGGAGAUGAUCCCCAAGCAGGGAGAUGUCUACACUUGCCACGUGGAGCACACCAGCCUAAACAGUCCUGUCACUGUGGAGUGGAAGGCACAGUCUGAUUCUGCCCGGAACAAGACACUGACUGGGGUAGGGGGCUUCGUGCUGGGGCUCAUCUUCCUUGCAGUGGGCGUCGUCAUGCACAUGAGAAGCAAGAAAGGUAAGAAAGCCUGCGAGGUGACUGGUUCUUGCCUUUUCCUGGCUUGCUCAUCUGCAUGA